This is a messenger RNA of Vitis vinifera (wine grape), 363 nucleotides long. Its product is annotated as subtilisin-like protease SBT3.9. NCBI's taxonomy places the organism in Eukaryota, Viridiplantae, Streptophyta, Magnoliopsida, Vitales, Vitaceae. The record is from RefSeq and is a predicted model, not a curated record. Bases 1 to 363 code for a protein of 120 amino acids. The transcript has a single exon.
AUGCCCUGGCAUAAGCACAUUUCUCAGGUCACUGGACGACCCACAUCGUGUCCCAGCAACCGACCUUCCAUUCUGGACGUAAACCUUCCUUCCAUAACCAUCCCAAACGGCCGGUACUCUGUCUCUCUCUCCAGAAGUGUCACAAAUGUUGGAGCUGUUGACUCAGAGUACAAAGCUGUUAUCGACCCUCCACCAGGAAAUGCCAUAAAAGUAGAACCUGAUAGACUCGUCUUCUUUCAGAGUCAUGGUUUCCUAGCUCGCCGGGUGAGCACGGGAUUCUCUUUCGGAAGCUUGACUUGGUCUGAUGGAGAGCAUGCUGUAAGAAUUCCCAUAUCAGUGAGACGUGAUUUCACCAUUCCAUAG